GCCCCGGGAACGGAUCGAUUCCGAACGGAACGGAGCGCAUACGGACGGAAAGGCGAAAAACAAACGCGAGAUCGAUCGAUGUGGCUACAAUAUUUACGGACAACACAGUAGCCACCAAUUGCCGGGAGAGCAAAACAAAAGCAAAUUAAAGCAAUAGACGCCGGAAAACAUAUAUUUUGCGGUGUCAGCGAGGAGUCCAGUGGCCAAGCUUGAUAUAUUCUGUGUGUGUGUGGCAUUAGGUAACCGGAGACUUAAAGACUCUUGGACACUUGGAGCUCUCUAUUUAAUCAAAACACUCCGCCAUAUCAGCAAAAGGCGAAUAUGAAGCCGUCGGGUCAGUUGUCCAUCCGCUGUUAGCCGCCGCAGUGAGUGAGUGAGUGAGUGAGUGCUCCUAUUUUGAUUCCACUUCGGGCCAGAUCGGUUCCCUUUAUAGAGAUAACACAACCAACUGGGAAGGCUAUGUCGUGGAUAUGCUAAAUGGAAAUGGAUCCAAUGAUUUGUGAUCUGCGGUCUAGCCACAUCUAUUGGCUAUUGAUUCUCAUUUGUAUCUGCGGUUUGAAGCAAGUCAGCGGUUUCUUUGUGGACUAUACAGAAAACACCGAGCUUAUACAGCAAAGAGCCGGCUUCGAUGUCAAGUUGCAGUGCAAUCUCAAGGGGUUGGUGGAUGAAAGCAUGUUGGCUGACAUUAAGAUACAUUGGUAUUUUAAGCAAUGCAGCGAGAACAAUUGCCAUCAGUCGGAGUCUGCAGAAGAGUGGACCGCCCUGCCUUGUGAGCCCAGUUUGUGUCGGCCAGAGCUCUGGCUUCGGAAUGUCACUGAGCGAUAUUCGGGUCUCUAUAAGUGUAGUAUAAAUCCCCAUAUUUGGGAUAGAACCCAGGCGGUGGAUGUGCAGCUGGUUCGCACCUAUCAGUUGGAUGUGAAAAACACCUCUCUGGCUGCUCCCGAGUUUGUGGACUCGUAUCCCAAUAACAAAACCGUUCUUCUGGGCAGUCGGGUGGUGUUUCAGUGUCGUGUCCACAGCGAGGAGCAUCCCACCAUCAAGUGGUUUAGGCGACACACCUUCUUGGGCACUUCCCAGUCACCUGGAGAGGCAUCAACAACAGCCAGCGCCUCGAAUUUCAGCACACAUAUCGUCCGUUAUAAUGGCAGGACCUAUGAGCUCCUGUCCGCAGCUUCCGAGAAGCUGAUGGGACCACAGAUGUAUCUCAGCAAGCUGAUCUUGGAUGGAGUGCGGCACAAGGAUGCAGGUCACUACGCCUGCGUGGCCAUCAGUUAUCGGGGUCACAAGAUACGGGAGGCAUUCCUCGAAGUGUUACCUGAUCCGGAGCAGGAGCUAGAGCAGAUUCAGGAGAAGGAGUACUGGGCGGAUUAUGAUAAUAGCGAUGAGAGAGUUCCAACCAGCGAUCCCCGGGAGUUCCUGCUGCUCUUCCUUAUGCCCCUGGGCUUGGCACUGCUACCACUUACCGUGUGGCUGAGUUACUUGCUCUAUAAACGCUGUUCGGUGGUGGGUCAUGGGGAUUGCCAACGAAUGGAUUCGGACGAGGAUCUAGACACGGAACGUUGUGUUCUUGGCGGGCAUUGAGGCUCUAUCUGAGAGGAUUCCUGAAUUAUGCUGCAUUACGCUUAUUAGGAUUAGGGAUAAAGACUGCUUUUUGGAUUUAUAUAUUUAAUUUUUAAGGAGAAACUGUUUUCUUAGGAUGUAAAAAA
Molecule: messenger RNA, 1706 nt
Organism: Drosophila kikkawai
Lineage: Eukaryota; Metazoa; Arthropoda; Insecta; Diptera; Drosophilidae
Source: RefSeq, a predicted model, not a curated record